Molecule: messenger RNA, 1263 nt
Organism: Plasmodium fragile
Lineage: Eukaryota; Apicomplexa; Aconoidasida; Haemosporida; Plasmodiidae
Exons: 1
Coding region: 1-1263 (420 amino acids)
Biological process (GO): nucleoside transmembrane transport
Cellular component (GO): plasma membrane
Molecular function (GO): nucleoside transmembrane transporter activity
Source: RefSeq, a predicted model, not a curated record
AUGAGCAUAAGUAAAGACUCGUCCAACACCAUGAUCGACAUUGAGAAGAGAGACGUGGAAGGGAAGGAAGGGAAGGAUGGGAAAGUUGGAUCCAAGUUGAUAAAAAAUGAACAGAUUCUUUUACCAUUAACAUUCAUCUUAAUUGGCCUCAGUUCAUUAAAUGUAUGGAAUACAGCUUUGGGCUUAAAUAUAAAUUUUAAAUACAACACAUUUCAAAUAACCGGUUUAGUCUGUUCAUCCAUUGUAGCCCUUUUCAUCAACGUACCUAAGAUUUUAUUGCCGUACACGUUAGGAGGGCUAGCAGUAUUGUGUGCAGGGUUUCAAAUAGCUCAUAAAUUUUUUACCGACACCCAGUUUGACACAUAUUGCCUAAUAGCCUUCAUAGUUAUAGGAAUAGUGGCAGGACUGACCCAAACGAUUGCAUUUAAUAUUGGGACAACCAUGAAAGAAAAUAUGGGUGGGUAUAUCUCAGCAGGGUUUGGUAUUUCAGGAGGUUUUAUAUUUGUUAUAAAUUUAAUACUAGAUCAGAUUGUUCCUGAUAAGAAGCAGUUUGGAGUAAAUGAAGCCAAGUUAUUAUACCUCUUCAUCAUUUGUGAAGUGUGUUUACUUUUGGCCAUCAUAUUUAGUGUAUAUAACUUAGAGCUGUCUUCCGCAAAAAAUUCCAACGAAGAAGAACACAACGACAAGGACGAAAAAGGACUCUCUUACUUAGAACUAAUUAAAGACAGUUACAAAGCUAUCCUUGCUAUAUUUUUAGUGAACUGGCUUUCAUUACAAUUAUUUCCUGGUGUAGGACAUAAGAAAUGGCAACAGAGCCACAACAUUUCAGAUUAUCAUGUUACCUUAAUUGUGGGUAUGUUUCAAGUGUUCGAUUUUGUAAGCCGAUAUCCACCAAAUUUCAGUCAUAUGAAAAUUUUUAAAUGGUUCUCCUUUUCCCUUAACAAAUUACUUCUCCUGAAUUUCCUUCGUCUUAUAUUCAUUCCUUGGUUUAUUCUCCUUGCUGCUUGUGAACGCCCCUUCUUUACCAACAUUGUUCAUCAGUGCAUUUGUAUGGCUAUGCUCGCCUUCACCAAUGGAUGGUUCAAUACCGUGCCCUUUUUGGUCUUCGUCAAGGAGCUUAAAAAGGCUAAGAAGAAGAAAGACGUUGAAACUAUUUCAACCUUCCUUGUCAUUGCUAUGUUUCUUGGUCUCUUUAUGGGAAUAUGGACCACCUACAUUUAUGACCUCUUCCCCAUUGUCAUCAUCAGACUUCCCACACCCUAA